Molecule: messenger RNA, 530 nt
Organism: Blastomyces gilchristii SLH14081
Lineage: Eukaryota; Fungi; Ascomycota; Eurotiomycetes; Onygenales; Ajellomycetaceae
Exons: 2
Coding region: 149-355 (68 amino acids)
Source: RefSeq, a predicted model, not a curated record
ACCACAAAGAAAUCAAAAUAUCCAUGUUUCUCUAGAAUCAUUCAAUUAUCAUCCAAUACGCGUCUUUUUCAAUCAAAUAUCAUCCAAAUACGCGUCUUUCUUACCUUUAUCGUCAAAUCCACAUAUAUCAAUCAACUCUUUUUUCAAUAUGCCUCGCAACGCCCGCUGUCCUGCUGCUUCACAAGCCUGUACAAAGACUCCUACUCUGCACCUCAGUCUCCCCACACUACCUGUUCCAGAAGUUCCAGUGGAUAAUGGAGAGGAUCUGGUCAAUGAUGAGAUGAAAGAGCAGGUGGAUGAGAAGGAUAUAGAGACUCAGCUUGAGAAUUCUAUAUCUGUGAAUUCCUAUCUCUGAACCAUCUCAUACAGAUUGUAUGAACAGAAGAAUCAGAAGAAUGAAUCUACAACUUCUACAAUCAAUUCUUUUAUAUAGAUCUCUCAAAUGUCAGUGAUUAUAUUCCCUUCUUCAGCUCUGGCAGCUUCAACUUCAUUCAAUAUAGCAUUCCCAAGUGAGAUAAUCAAUGUGAUGA